Cicer arietinum (chickpea) is the source of this 1383-nucleotide messenger RNA. RefSeq lists its product as uncharacterized. The record is from RefSeq and is a predicted model, not a curated record. Lineage: Eukaryota; Viridiplantae; Streptophyta; Magnoliopsida; Fabales; Fabaceae. Gene Ontology annotation, molecular function: sulfotransferase activity.
UAUAUAAACUUUCGUGUAAUUCAAGUUAUUAUAAAGCUUAAAAAUAAAAGCAGCUAUUAAACAGCAGCACGACCAGGUUGCUUGAUCAACGCUAAAUUUCACGUGGAAUUGAAACCUCGAAACUAUGAAUUGAAUCUCAUCAAAACCAUAUAGAUCCUAUGAAAAAACAAAACAUUAGAAAUUCAACGAACGGUCUAUGUCAUUUUGUCUUUCUCUCUGUUUCCAUCAAACAUGAUUGAAGAACUAUUUGUCCUCAACAAGGAGUAUGUAGACAUCAAAUCUAUUAAGAGAUCUCCAUUAACAUUGAAGCUGUUAGUUUUAGUUUUAGCUGCUGUUUAUGCAAUAUACAUAGUUUGUACAUUUAAUGUAGAGCAAACAAUGAUUCCCUUUCGAACAAGCACAAAGUUGUUGGAACUUAAAGUCUUCAACCACUCAUGUCAUCCUUCUCCUGUAGAACAAUGGGAACUCCCUUACUUGCAUUAUCCACAACCCAAUACUUUCAACAGGGAGGAGUGUGGUUGCAAUCCUGUGCGAUACUUUUGCAUCUUAUCAAUGCAAAGAUCUGGGAGUGGAUGGUUUGAGACACUUUUGAAUAGUCACAUUAAUAUAAGUUCCAACGGGGAGAUAUUUGAUGUAAUCAAAAGAAGGGAAAAUGUUUCAUCAAUUUUGAAGACAAUGGAUAAAGUUUACAAUCUUGAUUGGUUUACAAGUGCUUCCAAGAAUGAAUGCAACGCAGCUGUGGGCUACAAAUGGAUGCUUAAUCAGGGUGUGAUGGAGCAUCAUAAGGAAAUAGUGGAAUACUUCCAAAGAAAACGAGUUUCUGUAAUAUUCCUUUUAAGAAGGAAUUUUCUACGUAGAGUUGUAUCUGUGCUUGCAAAUUCCUAUGACAAAUAUGCCAAGCCACUUAAUGGAACCCACAAGUCUCAUGUUCAUUCCACAAUAGAGGCUAAAGUUCUUGCCAAAUACAAGCCACGGAUCAAUACAACAUUACUAAUGGAAGAGCUUAAGCAAACAGAGGAGACAGCUGCAAAAGCCAUUGAAUACUUUAACAACACUCGCCACAUAGUUCUCUACUAUGAGGAUCUUUUCAAAAAUCUCACGAAACUCAAGGAUGUUCAAGAAUUUCUAAGAUUGCCAUAUAGGGAUCUACAAAGCCAUCAAAUUAAGAUUCAUACAAAACCGUUAUCAAUGCAAAUUGAAAACUGGUAUGAAGUACAUAAAAUCCUAAAAGGGACACCAUACCAGAGUUUUCUAUUUUCAGAGUAAUCAAAUAGUACAAGACAGUGGUUAUUCUUUUGACCACAUGAAUGAUUCUACUUUUUGCGCUACGAGCAAGAAGAUUUUUGUCAAUAUUUGAAAGAUAUAUAGAGUCAAUAUUUAGUC